Molecule: messenger RNA, 798 nt
Organism: Colletotrichum aenigma
Lineage: Eukaryota; Fungi; Ascomycota; Sordariomycetes; Glomerellales; Glomerellaceae
Product: putative methyltransferase
Exons: 3
Coding region: 1-798 (265 amino acids)
Source: RefSeq, a predicted model, not a curated record
AUGACCACAUCAGUCGAGCCUAAGACCAUAUCUCUGGCGGAGCUCAACCGCGUCUUUUGGGAUGAAAAUGCCGACUCGUUUUACGAGGAAGACUGGCUCAAAGUCUUCGCAGAGCAACUCACCCGCUUCCUCCGCACCCGGGCCCCGAAUCUAGGUCUCCGACCCCGCGAUGCCUCCGACCCGGUCCGUCUCUUGGACUACGCCUGCGCUCAUGGAGGAGCAUCUUGGGCACUGGAUCCCUUCGUCGACGAGAUACUCGGCAUCGAUGUCGCACCUGCAAUCGUGGAGCGCUUCAACAAGAAUGCCACACGUCUGGGAUACGACUCUUCUCGGGCACACGCCAUCGCUGGCGAUCUCAUGACCGACGCCUCCCUCCCUGGCCCCGCGCCGUUUGAUGUUGUGAUCAUAUCCAUGGCGCUGCACCACCUCGACGACCCGCCUGCGAUGCUGGUUCGUCUUGCGGCUUGCCUGAAACCCGGCGGCGUUCUCAUCGCUGUUGAGGGUAUUGACGUCGAAGAGGAAACUUCGGAUACGGCGGCGCAGGCUAUUGUAGUGCAUGGGGCCCAGGGGCAUGGUCACAGUCACUCUCACGAAGGACAUAUGCCCGAGGUACUCAAAACCACGAACCAUCAGGCUUUUGACGAGGAACUCUUCCGGACGUGGUUUGGGGGCGCUGGAUGCGAGGGCAAAUUUGUGUACAUUGUCAAUGACGAGGUUAGCCACAUCCCCGAGAAGGCUUCUGGGAAGGCAGGGGGCUUGAACAGGAAGAUGGUGAUUGCGGCUGCGGUGAAGAAGUAG